Molecule: messenger RNA, 987 nt
Organism: Arabis nemorensis
Lineage: Eukaryota; Viridiplantae; Streptophyta; Magnoliopsida; Brassicales; Brassicaceae
Source: the annotation of a GenBank genome assembly
AUGGCGGAAACGAUCGGCUCAGAGAUCACGUCUGGUUCGUCCAUGUCUGAGAAAUCCGCCAAAAUCUUCGUCGCUGGUCAUCGCGGUUUAGUUGGAUCUGCCAUUGUCCGGAAGCUUGAGGAACUUGGUUUCACCAAUCUCGUUCUUCGAACACACCACGAGCUUGAUCUCACUCGUCAAGCCGAUGUUGAAUCUUUCUUUGCUCAAGAGAAACCAGUUUAUGUAAUCUUAGCAGCAGCUAAAGUUGGUGGGAUUCAUGCUAACAACACUUAUCCUGCUGAUUUCAUCGGUGUUAAUCUUCAGAUCCAGACCAAUGUGAUCCACUCUGCUUACGAACACGGCGUGAAGAAGCUUCUCUUCCUUGGAUCGUCUUGCAUUUACCCCAAAUUCGCUCCUCAGCCGAUUCCUGAGUCUGCUUUGUUAACCGGGCCGCUUGAACCGACUAACGAGUGGUACGCCAUUGCUAAGAUCGCUGGGAUCAAGACUUGCCAGGCUUACCGCAUUCAGCACGGAUGGGAUGCAAUCUCUGGGAUGCCAACUAAUCUCUAUGGUCCAAAUGACAACUUCCACCCGCAGAACUCGCACGUGCUUCCUGCUCUUAUGAGGAGGUUUCACGAGGCGAAAGUGAAUGGAGCGGAGGAAGUUGUUGUGUGGGGUACAGGAAGUCCGUUGAGGGAGUUCUUGCACGUCGAUGAUUUGGCUGAUGCUUGUGUUUUCUUGUUGGGUCGAUACAGCGGGUUGGAGCAUGUUAACAUUGGAAGUGGUCAAGAAGUGACGAUCAAAGAGUUGGCUGAAUUGGUGAAAGAAGUCGUCGGUUUUGAAGGGAAGCUCGGAUGGGAUUGCACUAAGCCCGAUGGGACGCCGAGGAAACUGAUGGACAGCUCGAAGCUCGCAUCUUUGGGUUGGACACCGAAGGUUUCUCUCAGAGAUGGUCUUCGUCAGACUUAUGAUUGGUAUUUGGAGAAUGUUUGUGCAGCCAACCAGUAA